AUGGACUCUGAAAAGUUUGGUGUUGAUAAUGAAGUUAUUGAGGCUCAAGGUUCUAAAUCGGAGAUUUUUUGUCCUCUUGAGAGGAGGGUCAUGGAUUGGCAUUUUGCCAACUUAGAGUACGGUUGUUCUGCUUUGCUUAAAGAAGUAUCACUUCCUUAUUGGAAUCAGGAUGAUGAUUACAGAGGGUUUGGUGGAGCUCAUUGUAUGAUUAAAGAGGUUUACAGUGAUGUUGUCGAAUCUCUAGGAGGACUUAGCAUCCACUUGAACAACGUCGUCACAAAUAUUUCAUAUUUCACAAAGGAUUGCAGUAGUAGUGAUGAACUGAGACCAGAUUUGGUAACCUUAAGGCCUCUAUUCACAACACUCAACCUUGCAAGAGCUGCUUUCUUUAGAUUGGGCCUAUCUAGCUGGGAAGCAACUAGAGAUUGCCCUGCGUCUGUGUUUGGAGGUGGAGAAAGGUGGGGCAGAGAGCAGGAAGAGAGGAGAGGACCAGCACAGGGGGUCGUUACCGAAGAGCGCUUGCUGCGAGAUUUGCCUGGGACAGAGAUAUCGGAGGGGAAAAUAGGCGGCGAUGGUGAAUGGUUUGCUGCGAGAUUUGCCUGGGACAGAGAUAUCGGAGGGGAAAAUAUGCGGCGAUGGUAA
Molecule: messenger RNA, 642 nt
Organism: Fraxinus pennsylvanica
Lineage: Eukaryota; Viridiplantae; Streptophyta; Magnoliopsida; Lamiales; Oleaceae
Source: the annotation of a GenBank genome assembly